AUGGACAGACUGCCGUCCUCCAUGCGGAAGAGACUCUACAGCCUUCCCCAACAGUUUGGUGCCAACAAGACUGGCAUCAUCAUGGACGAGGAAGACGGCGGCGGCGGCGGCGGGGAGGAGGAGGAGGAGGAGGAGGGGGUGAGGAGCAUCAGGAUGAACCCUCUGCUGUCUCCCGCCGGGAGUGUGGCCAAGAGGACAGGGGAGAGCGGGGGCUUCGUGGAGACGGACGUGAGCAAAGCUCCCAAGACCAGCACCAACGGGGACUGCAGGAGGUUGAGGGGGAGCCUGAGCUCUCUGGCCAACCGCCACGAGAGCCAGACUGAAGCCGGUGUGCGGGAGAUGGACCUGGACCUGGACCUGGACCGGGAGAGGCGGACCUCGGUGUCCCUCAAGGCGGAGGCGGAGGCGGAGGCGACCCCCCCCGACCAGGUCUACCCCGACCAGGACGACCCGAGGGGCUUCCCCGCCGCCGGGUUCAUGCAGAGGCAGUUCGGGGCCCUGCUCCAGCCCGGGGUCAACAAGUUCUCCCUCAGGAUGUUCGGCAGCGAGAAGGCGGUGGAGCGCGAACAGCGGCGGGUCCAGUCCGCGGGGUUCUGGAUAGUCCAUCCGUACAGCGACUUCAGGUUCUACUGGGAUCUGACCAUGCUCCUCCUCAUGGUGGGGAACCUCAUCAUCAUCCCUGUAGGGAUCACAUUCUUCAAGGACGAAAACACCACCCCCUGGAUUGUCUUCAACGUGGUGUCGGACACUUUCUUUCUGGUUGAUCUGGUGCUAAAUUUCAGAACUGGGAUUGUGGUUGAGGACAACACCGAGAUCAUCCUAGACCCACAGAAGAUCAAGAUGAAAUAUCUGAAGAGUUGGUUUGUGGUGGACUUUAUAUCCUCCAUUCCCGUGGACUACAUUUUUCUAAUCGUGGAGACGAGGAUCGACUCUGAGGUGUACAAGACGGCCAGGGCUUUGAGGAUCGUCAGGUUCACCAAAAUCCUCAGCCUUCUCCGUUUGCUGAGGCUAUCACGUCUCAUUCGAUACAUUCAUCAAUGGGAAGAGAUUUUCCACAUGACGUAUGACCUGGCGAGUGCAGUGGUGAGGAUUGUUAACCUGAUCGGCAUGAUGCUGUUGUUGUGUCACUGGGAUGGCUGUCUCCAGUUCCUGGUUCCAAUGCUGCAGGAAUUCCCACCUGACUGCUGGGUGUCCCUCAACCACAUGGUGAAAGACUCCUGGGGGAGGCAGUACUCCUAUGCGCUAUUCAAAGCCAUGAGCCACAUGUUGUGCAUCGGAUACGGACAGCAGGCUCCCGUUAGCAUGUCUGACGUCUGGCUGACCAUGCUCAGCAUGAUAGUAGGAGCCACCUGCUAUGCUAUGUUCAUCGGUCAUGCCACGGCCCUCAUCCAGUCACUGGAUUCCUCUCGGCGGCAGUACCAAGAGAAGUACAAGCAAGUGGAACAGUACAUGUCCUUUCACAAACUUCCAGGCGAAAUGAGGCAGCGAAUCCAUGAUUACUAUGAACACCGAUACCAAGGCAAGAUGUUCGACGAGGAGAGCAUAUUGGGGGAGCUGAGCGAGCCGCUGCGGGAGGAAAUAAUCAACUUUAACUGCCGUAAACUGGUGGCGUCCAUGCCUCUGUUUGCCAACGCAGACCCCAACUUUGUCACGUCCAUGUUGACCAAGCUACGCUUCGAGGUGUUCCAGCCUGGAGAUUAUAUCAUUCGCGAGGGGACAGUGGGGAAGAAGAUGUACUUCAUCCAGCAUGGUGUUGUCAGUGUCCUCACAAAGGGCAACAAGGAGACAAAGCUCUCCGACGGUUCCUACUUUGGAGAAAUCUGUUUGCUGACCAGGGGACGUCGCACGGCGAGUGUUCGGGCGGACACUUACUGCCGUCUCUACUCCCUGUCUGUGGACCAUUUCAACGAGGUGCUGGAGGAGUAUCCCAUGAUGAGACGUGCCUUUGAAACCGUGGCCCUCGACAGACUCGACAGGAUAGGCAAGAAGAACUCCACUCUGCUCCACAAGGUCCAGCAUGACCUGAACUCCGGGCUCUUCAACUAUCAGGAGAAGGAGAUAAUACAGCAGAUUGUACAGCAUGACCGAGAGAUGGCACAGAACAUCCAGAGGCCACUGCCCACCGUUUCCCCGCCAACCCCCGUCAUCUGGCCACCCUUGAUCCAAGCCCCAUUGCAGGCGGCAGCUGCCACUACAUCAGUGGCCAUAGCGCUCACCCAUCACCAUCCUUGCCUCCCUGGGGGCAUCUUCCGACCACCGAUAUCCAUCCUCAGCUCUUUGGGGCAACAGUCCUGCCAGACCCCAGGGGAGGUGAGGAGAAACCAGACCUCAGCUGGAGCUCCUACCACAGAUUCUUCCGCAGUCGGGUCUCCAUGCAGCACCCCCUCCCACCUCCACACGCCCUGCCCAGAAUCCCCCCAGGCCUCAUUCUUCCACCCCCACCAGCUGCUCGGGGGCUCCUCGUACAGCGGCCUGGGGCUGGGCUUGGGGCUGAGCCAGCUCCCGCCACCAUCACCCAGCUCCCCCCCCACCAGCUCGGCCUACCCUCACGCUCGCACGUGUCUCAGCGGGUCAAUGUUAACACACCCUCGGCAGCCCAGGUCGGCCACCUCCUCUCCCACGCCCUCGGGAGGACAUCUCCAGCAGUUCAUGGCCAGCGUGCUGCAGCCCACCCACCAGCCCAGCUCGCCUGUGGUGGCCCAGCUUCACCCGCCCACAGCCAGCUCCUCCCCUCCUCAACUGAAGCAUCUUCAGCCCACGUCUAACUCUCCUCAGGCGGGCGGGGCUCCGACUGCCUUAUCAGGCAUUGCGCAGUCGCCAGGACUUCACCUGCCCGUGCCGGCCAGCCCCUCGGCUAGUCUAAGCCAACUGCCCCAAGCUGGCUCCCCUUCGGUCAGUCUAAGCCAACUCCCACAAUUCGGCUCCAGCUCUCCGUCGGUGAACUGCAAACUCCCGCUCGGUGGUGGGUCAGGUCUCCAAACCAACACCACGGGCCACUUGUUGCAGCAGCCAAGCAAAGCCAGCCACAUGUCCCCCGCUCCCAUGUCCACCCUGCACCGUUCGGGAACCUUAUCUCUGCGCUGCACCCCCACGGGGUCUUUCCAAGGCCAGGCAACGGGGAGAACGCUUCCACGUGGCUCGCCUGCUGUGUCGGGUUCCCACAGCUCGCUUCUGAUGCCACAGACUCUCUCCCUGAAGGGCGCACCGGCAUUGCAAAGAGGAUGUCUCACACAGGACAUCAAGAUGAUUUCUGUCUCUCAGCCACUGCUGCCCCAAGGAGUGGCCCAAGCCCUGAGUCGAGGAAGUCCUCCCUCGGUUAGGGAGUCCUUUGGUGGUUUGACAGCUUCUUCUAAGGCGGAACAACUCAGCAAGCCAUAUAGCUCCAUCCCUGAACGUAUAACUCUCUCACGGCAAAUGUCCUCAGGGGCUUUACCGCAACCACAGGGACAGUUGUUUGGAGCAUCUGCUGCUACCUUUUCAGCUACGAUAUCUAAAGACCAGACUGUGCCCAGAAAGGGGUCAGUAACCUUCAGUUCUGACCUGGAAUCCAUUCAGUCUAAACUCCCUUCAAACUUGUGA
Molecule: messenger RNA, 3579 nt
Organism: Callorhinchus milii (elephant shark)
Lineage: Eukaryota; Metazoa; Chordata; Chondrichthyes; Chimaeriformes; Callorhinchidae
Product: potassium/sodium hyperpolarization-activated cyclic nucleotide-gated channel 3
Exons: 9
Coding region: 1-3579 (1192 amino acids)
Biological process (GO): transmembrane transport; potassium ion transport
Cellular component (GO): membrane
Molecular function (GO): voltage-gated potassium channel activity
Source: RefSeq, a predicted model, not a curated record